Messenger RNA from Abrus precatorius (Indian licorice), 2274 nucleotides. Its product is annotated as probable sulfate transporter 3.4. Gene Ontology annotation, molecular function: secondary active sulfate transmembrane transporter activity. Gene Ontology annotation, cellular component: membrane. Lineage: Eukaryota; Viridiplantae; Streptophyta; Magnoliopsida; Fabales; Fabaceae. The transcript is spliced from 13 exons. Gene Ontology annotation, biological process: transmembrane transport. The record is from RefSeq and is a predicted model, not a curated record. The coding region runs from base 1 to 1971 and encodes 656 amino acids.
AUGGGUGUGAACUCCAACAGAGUCGAACACUUCGUAUGCAAUGGAAGCAGCAUUAAGAUCCAAACCGAUAUACAAAUGCCACCCUUUGAAAUCCACAAGGUUCGCUUGCCACCACAACGCACCACUUUACAAAAACUCAGACACAGACUCUCUGAGAUUUUCUUCCCAGAUGACCCACUUCACAGGUUCAAGAACCAAACUUCCUUCAUGAAGUUCCUUCUUGCUCUUCAAUACCUGUUCCCCAUUUUCCAAUGGGCGCCUCACUACAACCUUUCUCUCCUACGUUCUGAUAUCAUCUCUGGUCUCACCAUUGCUAGCCUUGCCAUUCCUCAGGGAAUCAGUUAUGCUAAGCUUGCAAACUUGCCACCCAUUAUUGGAUUAUAUUCCAGUUUUGUGCCCCCAUUGAUAUAUUCUCUGCUUGGAAGUUCUAGACAUAUUGGUGUUGGUCCUGUUUCGAUUGCAUCCUUGGUCAUGGGAUCAAUGUUAAGCGAGACAGUUUCUUAUACUCAAGAUCCAAUCCUCUAUCUUAAAUUGGCUUUCGCUGCCACUUUCUUUGCCGGUUUAUUCCAAUCUUCUCUGGGUAUAUUAAGGUUAGGCUUUGUAAUAGAUUUUCUCUCAAAGGCAACGCUGGUGGGCUUCAUGGCUGGUGCAGCGAUCAUUGUAUCACUGCAGCAGCUGAAAGGGUUGCUUGGAAUAGUUCAUUUCACUAGCAAGAUGCAAAUAAUACCUGUAGUGAUCUCUGCUUUGAAGCAAAGAGACGAGUGGUCAUGGCAAACUGUCCUGUUGGGAUUCAGUUUCCUAGCUUUCCUGCUGAUGACAAGGCACAUUAGCUUGAGGAAGCCAAAAUUAUUCUGGAUUUCAGCUGCAGCCCCGUUGACAUCAGUUGUUCUAUCGACCAUUUUAGUCUUUAUUCUGAGAAAUAAGACCCAUAAAAUUGCUAUCAUUGGUGAAUUGCCAAAGGGACUUAAUCCACCAUCAUCAAACAUGUUAUACUUCAAUGGUCCUUAUUUGGCUCUUGCUAUCAAAACAGGACUUGUCACAGGGAUCCUGUCCCUCACUGAAGGUAUUGCAGUUGGUAGAACAUUUGCUGCACUUAAGAACUACCAGGUGGAUGGAAACAAAGAAAUGAUGGCCAUUGGUCUCAUGAACAUAGCUGGCUCUUGCUCUUCAUGCUAUGUCACAACAGGAUCGUUCUCUCGAUCUGCUGUUAACUAUAAUGCCGGAGCACAGACAGCAGUCUCAAAUAUAAUCAUGGCUUCAGCAGUUCUAGUGACCCUUCUGUUUCUCAUGCCUCUGUUCUAUUACACCCCAAAUGUUGUCUUGGCAGCCAUUAUCAUCACUGCUGUUGUAGGGUUAAUAGAUUAUCAAGCUGCAUAUAAAUUGUGGAAGGUUGACAAGCUUGAUUUUUUGGCUUGCUUGUGCUCCUUUUUUGGUGUUCUCUUCAUUUCAGUGCCUUUAGGCCUUGGAAUAGCGGUGGCAAUAUCAGUCUUCAAGAUCCUGCUUCAUGUCUCUCGGCCAAACACACUGGUUUUGGGGAAUAUACCAGGGACGCCAAUAUUCCACAACCUUAACCAAUAUAGAGAAGCUUUGAGGAUUCCUUCAUUUAUCAUUUUGGCUGUUGAGUCUCCCAUCUACUUUGCUAAUUCAACGUACCUGCAAGAAAGGAUACUGAGAUGGAUUCGAGAAGAGGAAGAGCAUAUAAAAGCAAACAAUGAAAGUACAUUGAAGUGCAUAAUUUUGGAUAUGACAGCUGUUACAGCCAUAGACACAAGUGGGAUUGACACAUUAUGUGAACUGAGAAAGAUGCUGGACAAAAGGUCACUUCAGCUUGUGAUGGCAAAUCCUGUUGGAAAUGUGAUGGAAAAGUUGCAUCAGUCAAAUAUUUUAGAUUCCUUUGGGUUGAAAGGGGUCUAUCUCACAGUGGGAGAAGCUGUGGCUGACAUUUCAUCUUCCUGGAAAGCACAACCUUGAUUUCCAUAGAUGAAUUUCUAGAACAAAGGAAAAAGAUUACGGGUUUUAACUUCUUGGAGAAAACUCUUAACGUUAGAAGUUUUUUUGCCUCUCUGAGACAGUCUACUUUGUUUUGGUAGAUAGCUUGAAAAACAAGCAUUGUUAUUUCAGAAGAGCGUUUCUUAUCCCAGGAUGUUUUGACUUUUAUGCCUUUGGUUACUUCUGUCCAUUUUUGGCUUUUGUUAGGAAAGAGCAUCCAAGCUAAAAAUAUUGGGAUGACUUUAUUCUGUGGGCAUUGAUAAAUAUGAAUAGAUAUUUCAACAA